AUGCCUGCAGCUUCCAAAGCAUGCGCCUCGUGUCGACACCAGCGGAAGAGGUGUGACGGCAACUGCCAGUACGCUGAGCUCUUCCCGGCAAGCCGGUACGACGAGUUCCAGGACGCGCAGCGGCUCUUCGGCGUGAACAACAUGCACAACAUCGUGAACGCGGUCGAGCCCGAGUUCAGGAAGCAGGCCGCCGAGUCGAUACUCAUGGAGGGCAACAUCAGGAGAAGCGAUCCCGUGCACGGGUGUCUCGGCGUUGCUCGGAGGCUCAAGUGGGAGAUAGACCUGUGCCAGAAGCAGCUCGAGGACACGAACCGUCACCUAUCUUUCCUCCAGCAGAGGGACCGAGAAUUGCAGAGGCAACGGCAAGGGUUUAAUGAUACUCUUGUUGAACUCCCGCCGUUGCUGCCAGCGUUCUUCUCGAAUGGGGGCGGCGUCAGGAGUUUCUAUGAGCAGAUGCAGCGUAACCCGACCACUACUCUGCUCGACUCGAGUUGCAUGAAUUAUCAAGGACUCAAUUACCGAUCGACGUACGAAGAAGGAGCGACCAGCACUGAGCCCUUCGAUCUCUUUCGCGUGACAGGGCCAUGGAAUGACAACCCGGCCGUGACAAUCGCGAGGGCGGACCAGAUUACUAAACCUGAAGAGGCGAAGCAGGAGGAUUCACGAAGGGUGUGCGAUGAUGGAACCGAGAGCGUGGAGCUACGUUUGAAAGACCGGGACUUUGAAUGUUGUGGCGAUCAAGGCAAAUAA
Molecule: messenger RNA, 750 nt
Organism: Eucalyptus grandis
Lineage: Eukaryota; Viridiplantae; Streptophyta; Magnoliopsida; Myrtales; Myrtaceae
Product: LOB domain-containing protein 33-like
Exons: 3
Coding region: 1-750 (249 amino acids)
Source: RefSeq, a predicted model, not a curated record